Molecule: messenger RNA, 2027 nt
Organism: Pogonomyrmex barbatus (red harvester ant)
Lineage: Eukaryota; Metazoa; Arthropoda; Insecta; Hymenoptera; Formicidae
Gene: blw
Product: ATP synthase subunit alpha blw, mitochondrial
Biological process (GO): proton motive force-driven ATP synthesis; proton transmembrane transport
Molecular function (GO): ADP binding; ATP binding; proton-transporting ATP synthase activity, rotational mechanism
Source: RefSeq, a predicted model, not a curated record
GAGGAGAAGGGGGAUGGGCAAGAAUCGACGAGUACGGAGGACGGUUCUUUGAUUCGUGAUACGUCCCUCGACCCUCGAUCUGUUUCACGUCGUCAUUUUAUUUGUAGCCCGGUCGCUGAAAAAUGGCACUUCUAUCCUUGCGUUUGGCCUCAUCCUUGGCCAGGCAUCUGCCAAAUACCACAGCCCAGAUCAACUGGCCUGCAACUGCUAUAGCCUCUCGCAAAUAUCAUGUCUCUUGCAGCCGUCGCUCGGCAGAAAUUUCUGCCAUUUUGGAAGAACGCAUUCUUGGACAAGCACCUAAGGCCAAUCUCGAAGAGACAGGCAGGGUACUCAGCAUUGGAGAUGGUAUCGCACGUGUGUAUGGGUUGAAAAACAUUCAAGCUGAUGAGAUGGUAGAAUUUAGCUCAGGUUUGAAGGGUAUGGCAUUAAAUUUGGAACCUGAUAAUGUGGGUGUUGUCGUAUUUGGUAAUGACAGACACAUCAAGGAGGGUGAUAUCGUCAAACGUACUGGUGCCAUUGUUGAUGUUCCUGUUGGCGAAGACCUGUUAGGUCGUGUUGUUGAUGCCUUGGGUAAUCCUAUUGAUGGCAAGGGACCUUUGAACAGCAAAUUAAGAUUCCGUAUCGGAACAAAAGCUCCAGGUAUUAUCCCCAGAGUGUCAGUCAGAGAACCUAUGCAAACUGGAAUUACUGUUGAUUCUUUGGUGCCCAUUGGUCGUGGUCAGCGUGAAUUGAUUAUUGGCGACAGGCAAACUGGAAAAACUGCUCUUGCUAUUGAUACAAUCAUCAAUCAAAAACGUUUCAAUGAUGGUGGAGAAGAGAAGAAAAAAUUAUACUGCAUUUAUGUUGCUAUUGGUCAGAAAAGAUCUACUGUUGCGCAAAUUGUAAAGCGUUUGACAGAUAGCGGUGCUAUCAAUUAUACUAUUAUUGUAUCUGCCACUGCCUCCGAUGCUGCUCCCCUUCAAUAUUUGGCUCCGUACUCCGGAUGCGCCAUGGGAGAAUUCUUCAGAGAUAAUGGAAAACACGCUUUAAUUAUUUAUGAUGACUUGUCUAAGCAAGCCGUUGCCUAUCGACAAAUGUCCUUGCUGCUUAGAAGACCACCAGGUCGUGAGGCUUAUCCUGGCGAUGUAUUUUAUCUCCAUUCUCGUCUACUCGAAAGAGCUGCGAAAAUGAAUGAAAAUUUGGGUGGUGGAUCGUUGACCGCUUUGCCUGUUAUUGAAACGCAAGCUGGUGAUGUGUCUGCUUAUAUCCCUACCAAUGUCAUUUCUAUUACUGACGGUCAAAUCUUUUUGGAAACCGAAUUGUUCUACAAAGGUAUCCGACCUGCUAUCAAUGUAGGUUUAUCUGUAUCACGGGUGGGAUCUGCUGCUCAAACCAAAGCUAUGAAGCAGGUUGCCGGCUCUAUGAAAUUGGAAUUGGCUCAAUAUCGUGAAGUAGCUGCUUUCGCUCAGUUCGGUUCAGAUUUGGAUGCCGCGACACAACAAUUGCUAAACCGUGGCGUUAGAUUAACAGAACUUCUAAAACAGGGACAAUAUGUACCUAUGGCUAUUGAGGAGCAGGUGGCAGUUAUAUAUUGUGGUGUACGUGGUUAUCUUGACAAGAUGGAUCCUACAAAAAUUACUAGUUUUGAAAAAGAAUUCCUUGCACAUAUUAGGUCUACUCAACAAGAUCUUCUUGCUACCAUUGCAAAAGAAAAUGUAAUUAGUGAAGCAUCAGACGCAAAAUUGAAGAAAGUAGUUACCGAUUUCCUCUCAUCCUUCGCAGCAUAGAGCGCAAUCAUCGAAUGUCGUUCUAAUGCAAGUCAAUAUAGAUAAUCGAGAAGACCAAAUGUUCUUAAACAUUUCUGCUGCUGAUGUGUGUUAAUGUAUCGAUAUUACACAUUGUUAUACACAAAUGUUAUAAUAUAAUUAUAUAUAAUAUCUGUACAUUACAAAAUAUUGUUGCAGCAAUUACACACGCCUGCAAACUAGCUAUCUACGAUACGUAGAUGCGAAAAAUCAAUCUUUAAUAAAAAUAAAAAUACUCCAAUG